Messenger RNA from Brienomyrus brachyistius, 1890 nucleotides. RefSeq names its product coiled-coil domain containing 117 (gene ccdc117). The coding region runs from base 250 to 1044 and encodes 264 amino acids. The record is from RefSeq and is a predicted model, not a curated record. NCBI's taxonomy places the organism in Eukaryota, Metazoa, Chordata, Actinopteri, Osteoglossiformes, Mormyridae. The transcript has 6 exons.
AUAGCAAGCUAUGAGGAAGGAGUAACCAGCACCGGGGUUUAACGUUGUGUUGUAUCUGAGGAGAUUUUUUUUUUUUAUUAAAACGCAGCUUGCUUAUACCGGGUAAUUUUCUUCUCAUGAAUAUUUAGAAUCUGUUAGAAAGAAGGGUUUUGCUACAUUUUAAAAUUUCUUUUCGCUUACCUGGAAACGAAAUGUGUGCAGACUGAAGGUACUUACGGCAGUGGCUGGAGACUCAGGCUCCGUAUUGACAUGCACAGGUCUGACACCUUCAGCAGUGAGCUGGGCUUCCUGCCGUCACUGUACCCCAUCCCUGGGCUGGCCCACACCUCAGACAUGAGGGUGACUAGGGGGGCCUCUGACCACAAGCACCUUACGGGGGUGUCAGUCCAAAGCUCGAGCUGGGAGAAAAGAUGUCUGAGAAAGCACAAGAGGAGAAAUGUUGAUGAUGGUUGUAGUCCCAAAAGGAGGAAGUUGACAGGCCAAGCGCCAUACUUGCCUUGGGGAAAUACCAGCACUGAGCUUGUUCAAGUAAUGCCUGCAAGCCCUCUGCCUGAACCCGCCCCGCAGUAUCUGGCCUCCCCAUCUGCACUUCCCUGCACAGAGGCUGAGGGUUCCUGCAUGGAGGUAGAGGCAGCCCAGAGGCGCCUGCAGGAGAUUGAAGACCGGAUAACCCUGGAGGAUGAUGAGGAUGAGGAAGACCUGGAUGUGGAUCAAACACAGAACCGACCAGUGCUAGUGAUGUCAGACAGCCUGAAGGAGGGUCUGCAGCAGGGCCUGGGUGAUAUCCUCCCCCACACCGUGGCACAGUCAGUAAGCCGUUCCUGCAUGGAGUUGGUGUUAUGGCGGCCCCCAGAGGAGACACUGCCGCGUAGGCUGAAGGAAUCCCUGCAUAGGCAGAGGAAGCAGGCGGCGUGCCGGCACACCCCCACCCCCAUCCCCGUGCCCCCAAACCUAGAUGCCACACUAUGUGAACAAGAGCCCUCCGCCAUGUUGUUCUGUAACCCCCAGGCUCAGGGCCCUGCUGAAGAAGACAUGGAGCUGUAGAGGCCUGGGGGUGUUAUUACCUCUAUCCCCUCUCAGACCGAGCAUGGGGGCCAGCCUGGGUUUUUCAUACAGACCUGAUGCUCAGUUAAUUGCACUGUUUUGGGCCAAAUAGAUUCCCGGCGAGCCGGUCACCAUGGAGUAUCUGCUCAGCUGUUUCUGCUUCGCCUUUGUGGAAACUCCAUCCGUUUGGGCCUCCUUCAGCGUGGCAUUAUGGGGUGCAGCAGACCUGAGGGACCACGCCAUUGAACCCGAUAACUGCACCCUUGCACCCGUUGUUGAAAGACAAAUUCUCUUCGAUCUGGUUUUUAAUCCAUAUCGCGUACGCUUUCUGUAAUCUCUUCAGCGACUCUGCUGUAAGUACGUUUUCACAUGCCUUUGCUUACUUCAUGCCUGGGUAAAAUGCUAUUGUGUUGGAGAGAAUAGUUGGAGCUUCUGUUUAGUAUUAAUGAGGAUUUUGUAAGUUGGUUUUACCGCAUUCAAGGUAAGAUGUGUCAUUUGGUUUGCAUUCUGCAGCUUUUAAAGAUGCCCUUUUCCAUUCAGCAAUUAGAUUGGUUAGGCUUAAAUGUUUAAAAGAAUGUUUCUAUGGCAUCUAUUCGUAGGCUAAUUUCAGUUUGUUACUGCUAUUGGGGUAAAGCAAAGAGGUGAAGCUUACUGGAAGCUAUUUGCAUUGGGUUAGUAGGUCAGAGUCUUGCACUACAAUGCAGAAAAUGGAUGGAUGGUAUUUUCUGUGGUAAUGAGCUGUAUGCCUGCCUUGCAUCUGCUUUUGUACCCUGACAAUGCUACAGUUUAUUUGUCUUUGGUUUCGAAAAUAAAGGACAGUGGUCAUUUCCCGCUGUCAUAACAGCA